ACAGUAUACGUGACCCUUCCCUUUCUCUAGCCCAACACAAAUACCAAAAGUCAUCAACACGCAAGGAGAACAAAGACUGAUGAGAAAGCUCGUGGCCACCUCCCACCAUCUCCAUGGCCGAGCUUAUACAUGAAGCCACCGGGAAGAUGACGCAGCUCUGCCGGAGGAUCGUGCGCGUCAACCUGCCGUGGAGGGUCGUCGAGCGGGUCUCGAUAUUCCGGGACUUCUUCCGGUUCAUCUGGGAGAGGAUCCUCGUUUGCUCCACGGGGCGGCGGACGGGGGCGGCCCGGUACCGGCGCCUGCCCCGCCGGGGCAAUUCCCUGUCGGGCAUGGAGGCUCUGGAAGGGCCGGCGACGGCAUGCGGCGAGCACGAGACGGAUUCGGAUUUGGUAUCCCUGAAGAUCAGUUUGCUGGGUGAUUGCCAGAUUGGGAAAACUAGCUUCGUGAUUAAAUACGUAGGAGAUGAGCAGGAAAAGUGCAGCCUGCAAAUGACAGGGUUAAAUUUGAUGGACAAAACGAUGUUUGUUCAAGGAGCCAGAAUUUCAUGUAGUAUUUGGGAUGUGGCAGGCGACAACAGCUCCGUCGAUCAUCUGCCCAUAGCUUGUAAAGAUGCAGUGGCAAUUUUGUUCAUGUUUGACCUUACUAGUAGGUGUACCUUAAACAGUGUUGUUGGGUGGUAUGCUCAAGCGAGAAAGUGGAAUCAGACAGCUAUUCCCGUAUUAAUCGGGACAAAGUUCGAUGAUUUCGUCAAGCUUCCUCCAGAUUUACAAUGGACAAUCAUAACUCAGGCAAGGGCGUAUGCAAAGGCGAUGAAGGCGACCCUUUUCUUCUCGAGUGCGACCCACAACAUCAAUGUCAACAAGAUAUUCAAGUUCAUAAUGGCCAAGCUCUUUAACUUGCCAUGGAGCCUUGAGAGGAACCUGACCAUCGGUGAACCCAUCAUCGACUUCUAAACGUCUGUUAUUCCCUGACAAAACCCUUUUUGUACAUAGUUCAGCAGUUAGGAGAAAAACACAAGAGAGAGAAUGAAUAAGUUUCUGUUUACUUACCUAAUUCCCUUUUUUUUUUCUUUUUUGUUGUUGCAUUCUUGAGUUUCGGAAAUCAGAACUCAAGAAACAGGUUGGGAUUGUUUGAUCCCCUUAUGGUUUCUUUCGAAACUGGCUAAUUUGUUAAGAUAUAAGGUUGAGCUUAUGCAACACCCUAUAGAAGAUUGAGCUUUACAUAAUCAAAAACCUGAGGAAUCCAGUAUUUGACA
Syzygium oleosum is the source of this 1255-nucleotide messenger RNA. RefSeq names its product septum-promoting GTP-binding protein 1-like. Lineage: Eukaryota; Viridiplantae; Streptophyta; Magnoliopsida; Myrtales; Myrtaceae. The transcript is spliced from 6 exons. The coding region runs from base 114 to 953 and encodes 279 amino acids. Gene Ontology annotation, molecular function: GTPase activity; GTP binding. The record is from RefSeq and is a predicted model, not a curated record.